AUGCCAGGACUGAGUUUAGUCCUAGCUUAUCCUUUCAUUGCGUUAGUUCGAAAUGAAGAAUUUUUACGUAUUAAAUUGCGGAAGAAGAAAGUUGAGGAACAACCAAAUUAUUGUAUUUUUCAACGACAAUGCCUUAUUAAUGAGUUUAACAACAGACAAAAUGAUUAUAAACGAUUACAAAAGGAAUCAUCAGAUAUUUUGAAUGAAUUCAAACUUAAUUUUAACGAAGAUGAAAUUAGAUUAUUUCAAGAUCAUUUGAUUCGUAUAACGUCGCGAGAGAAAGAGCGAUGUAUUAAAGUUCAUAUGAACAAAUUGGCAUUGUUAAAUAAUGGAAAACCUCUUGGACAGGAUUAUUUGAAUUAUAAAUCACAAUUAGUUCAUAAUCUUUCUUCCUAUGUUUUAACUCCUAAUAAAGAAAGACUUUUGCAACGUGGUUGGAAAUUUUGCAUUGAGAACAAAGUUAGUAAUAUGAUGAAUUUUAUGACUGAAAUUGAAUUGAAUGCUUACACUCGGAAGCCUGUCAUUUCUGCUUCCGUUUUUAAAGUUUUUUGUCGUGAUUUUUAUGCAAUUGCUUCACAAAUGAUGAAAGUUUCAAAGUGUAAAAAUAUCAGGAACGUUAGUGACGCUGAGUAUGAAGCCAUUCAAUCAUUGAAAUCGAAUAUGGACAUCGUUGUUACGAAGGCUGAUAAGGGAAAUUGUAUUGUUAUCCUUGACAAGAAAGAUUAUAUCGGACGUGCUCGUGAAAUCUUAGAAUUAGAUCAAUUUGAAUCGGUUACACCUAGGGAUGGCGUGUUACAUCUACAUAAUAGAGAGAAGCAAAUG
Didymodactylos carnosus is the source of this 822-nucleotide messenger RNA. NCBI's taxonomy places the organism in Eukaryota, Metazoa, Rotifera, Eurotatoria, Philodinida, Philodinidae. The record is from the annotation of a GenBank genome assembly.